Messenger RNA from Aspergillus oryzae RIB40, 384 nucleotides. Its product is annotated as signal recognition particle 14 kDa protein. Lineage: Eukaryota; Fungi; Ascomycota; Eurotiomycetes; Eurotiales; Aspergillaceae. The record is from RefSeq and is a predicted model, not a curated record. Gene Ontology annotation, biological process: SRP-dependent cotranslational protein targeting to membrane. The transcript has 2 exons. Gene Ontology annotation, molecular function: endoplasmic reticulum signal sequence receptor activity; 7S RNA binding. The coding region runs from base 1 to 384 and encodes 127 amino acids. Gene Ontology annotation, cellular component: signal recognition particle, endoplasmic reticulum targeting.
AUGGCACCACAUCUCGGCCACGAGGAGUUCUUCUCCUCCCUCUCUGACCUCCUAUCCAAGACCUCUCAAAAAGCCCGAGGCUCCGUCUUCCUCACCCAGAAGCCUCUCAUUGACACCACCGCAUCUUCAGAGAACGCCUCCUCCUCGUCGCGGCCGUCUAUCCUUAUCCGUGCAACAGAUGGCAACACCAAUGCACCCAAUCCGAAGAACAACAAGGUCGAGAAGAAGACCGUCUCGAAAGUGAAGCUGUCGACGAUAGUGGCGCCGGAGGACCUCGAGGCCUUCUAUACCCGCUAUGCGGAGGUCUGCAAGGCGGGGAUGACGGGAUUGAAGAAGAGGGAUCGUAAGAAGGGCAAGGCUAAGGCGAAGGCUGCAAAGGCUUAG